Molecule: messenger RNA, 1142 nt
Organism: Geodia barretti
Lineage: Eukaryota; Metazoa; Porifera; Demospongiae; Tetractinellida; Geodiidae
Source: the annotation of a GenBank genome assembly
UCACUCUAGAGGCGUAACAACUCAUCUUUGGCUGUUUUCGUGGAGACUCUAAGAAUCCAAUCUCUGGCAACGCUUUGACCUCACACUACUACCAUGGAGGUAAACCGCGUCAGGAUUGGAACUCUAACCGCUGCAACCCUUUGAUUUGUCAUCUUUCGUUACUGGCAAUUGUGUUAUUAUCAUGCACUAUGAUUGUGAAUUUCUCCUGUGCUGCCGACGAGACGGCGGAGUUGGUGGCAUGUGACUACAGGCCUAAUGAGGAUGAUUUAGUUGUCAGAUUUUGUCCGAAUUUGGACUACACCAUUGUUCUUGAAUGCAGUUUAACAAAAACAUACUCUCUUUUGUGGACGCUGAACAAUUCUGAAACAGUGGAAUUUCAUCCCCGUUGCAAUGAUUCAUGCAAACAACAAAUGAAGCAAGGAUUUAAUUUCAGCCUCAUCAAAAUGGUCAUAAACAAUGGUACUAACAAUAACUCAUACAUAUCGCAGCUUCGAGUGUCCACUAGUUAUCUUAAGAAUGUUGUCAACCACUCUAAUGAUUUCAAUGUGACAUGUCAGUCUUCAGUAAACAAUAAAAGAAUGUCAUUUAUACAAAUUUCAGAAGGAAAAAACCCUCAAAUUGUUAGUGCUGAAUUUGGAGAAAGUGAUGAGAUCAUUGUUACAUGGAUAUCAGCCAAUAAUGAUCUCACAAGGACCGAAAUUGUUGCAGAAGACGAAAAUGGCACCAAAACGUCUGUUUUUACUGAGUGGUACAAGAGAGAAGGCCAAAUUAAUGUCACUGAAUCUUCAGCUACCUAUAAUGUUACUGUUAUCGAGUACACUAUGUGUAACACAAGUUUUUCCAGUAAUACCACGAGGGUAAACCCAUCACCAGUUAUGGAGUACACUAUGUGUAACACAAGUUUUUCCAGUAAUACCACGAGGGUAAACCCAUCACCAGUUAUGGAGUACACUAUGAGUAACACAAGUUUUUCCAGUAGUACCACGUGGGUAAGCCCAUCACCUACCACAGGGAGCUCACUGGUUCUGGAUGCACAGCUGUUCUUACUGGUUCCAGUACUGCUUUUUAGUUACUUGUAGAGCGUAUGAUAGAGACUGAGUGUAUAUACACUGUGUAACCAUGCAAGUAUUUCCGGAAGUCGA